UUAUGUCUUCAGUCCCCCUCUCCAUGUACUCAUACUUGCCGGUAAACCUCCGUGACUGGGAUCCAGGUAUCCCUCCCCCCUCCAUAGAUAGUACUAGACCUCCCCCGCGAGUAGUUACUAGAUAUCGGCUAGCACCAAUCCGGGUAGUCGGCGUUGACCGCAACUUCCUUCAGAGACGAUCACUAGCGUCUGAAGAACCACGAUCCUAUUCCUUCGAGAUUCACUUGAUCUACUUUGGACUACGGAGUGGAUAAUGUGACUGCUCUUUUGUUCUACCUUGGCAUUGCAAGUUACCGAGUACUUCGACUAUGGUCAAGGAAGACAAACACUCAGGAUCCACUGGACCGCAGAGAAAUUUCAAGCGGCCUUUCCCAGAAACGCACAGAUCCGGCAGUUCCUAUCUCAAAAAAUGAUCAUUGAACGAGAU
Molecule: messenger RNA, 427 nt
Organism: Aspergillus welwitschiae
Lineage: Eukaryota; Fungi; Ascomycota; Eurotiomycetes; Eurotiales; Aspergillaceae
Exons: 1
Source: RefSeq, a predicted model, not a curated record